This is a messenger RNA of Cinara cedri, 14810 nucleotides long. The record is from the annotation of a GenBank genome assembly. NCBI's taxonomy places the organism in Eukaryota, Metazoa, Arthropoda, Insecta, Hemiptera, Aphididae.
CUUUCGAAAACCGUUUUUUUUUCUCGACCCCUUCUCCUGCAUGCUCUCGCACCAUAACGGAAUACGGAUACGGAACGGUCGUCAUCGAUGAGUUGCGCGCUAAUUUUCCGCGUCUAACCGUCGCAACGGUCGUCGGCAAUUUUCGUAAGAAAUCAUUAUUAUUAUUAUUAUUCUAUUCAGUUAUAAUAUUUAUUUAUGAUAAAUUGCGAUUCCACCGGAAUUCGCGUAUAUGAUAAUUAAAUAACAUAAUUUAACGUUCCCCGACCGGUAUCGCCGUCGUCCGACUAGUGUUCGUUGCGUCGUUUUCGCACCAUACAUAUGAACGCCGGUCGCUAAAACCUAUUCAUAAUACGGAUAGUUAACGAAAAACCGCAGCCCACACGGAAAUCUCGACACAGGUAAAUAACGUCCUGGUGAUAACGUAAUAAUAUCAUCCGCCGUCUUCGUAGUUUUCGUCGCCGUGUUGCAAGUCGGGGUUCAGUUACCUUCCUGUAGCCCGGUGUUGCCGUGUUUUCCCCGACAACGAUCACGAUUGCAUGUUCUGGCCGUUUCGAUCGAUCGUGGGCAGCGUUGGCGUUUCUCUCAGUACGUGUGCGCUGAUCUCGUAAUGUUAUCGGAAUGUUUUCUAAUUGUUAUUGUGUGCUCAAACCUCGUACCAGACCUAUCCAGUCCUUGUCCGUCGACUAAACCCCCGAUUUCUGGGGUACCUGUACACUAACUACCUAUCUGCUCAGUGCUGGAUAUGGCCGUAACAUUGAUAAAAAUAAAAUUUUGGGGAAGGAGAUUUGUUUCAAAAUUGUCCCAAACCAAUUUAACUAUGAGUUUUUAUUUUGAUUAAUUAUUAUGGUUAAAUUUUUCUACUUUUGAAUAAUCGAGUGGGGGGAGAGUGAUAUACUGUUAUCCGUAUCUGUUAUUGUGCUUGAAUGUAUCUAAUAAUUAAAACAAACGAGAUAAUGGCCCGCGUUUUUUUUUUCUGUUAAUGGCUGACAAACUAACCCUUUCCGAUUGAAGUUGUACUUUUCCUUUUUUUUUCAUUAUUCACUUGUUUCUUCUUUUUAAUAGAACAUUCCAAAAGAACGUUCCUACCUAAAGUCGCCGGUAUGGCGUCGUCUGUAGAAAAUGGAGAAACACUUCCUGCUGCAUCUUCUAAGACCAAGAAGACUGCCGUAGAAGAAAUUUAUCAGAAGAAAUCCCAACUGGAACACAUUUUACUCAGACCUGAUACAUAUAUUGGUAAACAUUAAUUAUUAUUCAUUUUAUUUUUUUCUUAAUGUAUCUAUCCUGUAUUAUCUAAUCUUUUUUUUUGUGAUUGUUCAGGUUCGGUUGAAUCGGUCACUGAGUUUAUGUGGGUCUAUGAUGUCGACCAAGAUUGUAUGGUUCAAAGAGAAAUUUCAUACGUGCCUGGUUUAUAUAAAAUAUUUGAUGAAAUAUUAGUAAAUGCUGCUGAUAAUAAACAAAGAGAUCCAACAAUGGACAAAAUUAAAAUUGACAUUAAUCAGUAAGUAAAUGUUAUAAAUAAUAAUAUAUUAUGCUGGUAGGUACUUACAAAAUUAUUUGGUAUUUUAUGUUAUUUCAUUAAACAGAAUAUAUUGUUUAAACACAAAGAAACUGCGGAAUAAAUAUACUAUGUGCAUUAUAAUAUUUAAUAGCAUUUUUUUUUUAAUCUUCAGAAAUGAAAUAUUUUCAGGGAAGAAAAUAUAAUAUCUGUUUGGAAUAAUGGUCAAGGUAUUCCUGUUGUUGAACAUAAAGAUGAAAAAAUGUAUGUUCCUACUAUGAUUUUUGGACAUCUUUUGACAAGUUCUAACUAUAACGAUGAAGAAGCAAAAGUGACUGGAGGUAGAAAUGGAUAUGGUGCUAAGCUUUGUAAUAUUUUCAGUAAUAAAUUUACUGUUGAGACUGCUAGUCGUGAAUAUCACAAGUCUUUUAAACAAGUAUUGUUCUAUUUUAAUUAUUAUUAUUAUGUGUAUACACACACACACACACACACACACACACACACAUGUAUAUAUAUACAUAUACAUACAGGGUGUCCCACAAAGAUUAUACUCAUUGUCAUAUCUCUAGGGGUUUUUUUCUAUAUUACUCUCUAAGAUCCUUAUUAAGUAUUUAUAUUGCAAUUCAUUUUUUGUUUUGGUAAAGAAUUUAUAAAAAUAACUUUAUUUUAUUAUUUUUGAACAAUUUGAUAUGAUAGCCAUUUUAAAAGGUUUAAUUUUAAGAUUUUGAUGUAUCUUUUUAUUUUUAUCAAAUUCAUAGUUUUUAAUAAAUAAAUUUAAGUUCAGAAAGAAAGAGUGCAGUUAAUUAAUCGUAAAAUAAUAAUCAAUUUAAGAAUGCGAUUAUAAUUUGUUGCAUAAUUACAGGUACUUUUCUCUGAACUUUAAAAAGUUAAUAAAAAUCACAAAUUUAAUAAAAAUAAAAAUGUGAUACAUCAACAUUUUCAGAAAAACAAAUUUCAUAAAAUGGCCAUCUUCAAUUUUUUUUUAAGUUUUUUAUCAAAUCAUAAAAAAAUGAUUUGCAAUAUAAAUAUUUGUAGUCUUGAUGUCUGUGAGUAUUGUAAAAAAAAAACAAAAUUAAAUUGUUUUUAUUAUCCCUGGAGAUAUUACAAUGGGUAUAUUUUCAUGAGGUACUCUGUAUAAAUACAUAAUAAUUAUUUAUUAUUGAGCGAGUGAGUUAAUUGGUUGUGCACAUUUUUCUUUUGCAUCGGUCAAUUGAUUAACACAAAAUUUGCAUGAUUGCCAUGACCAAUGGUAGGGAGGUUCAUAAAAAUUUUAAUUUAAAAUAGAAUUCACCAUGAAGGAACAAUCACAGAAAACAGUUCUUAGUGUUUGGCUAGUACUUAAUAUUUGCAUCUAUUGCGUACCAUUGAAAAAAGCUCCCCUCUCCCCUACUUUCAAAUGAUGCUAUGGUGCUCUCCCAUUUUCAAGCACCUGUAUAUAAUCUUGUAGUUCAGAGUAUAAAGAGUCUUCCUGGUAAUAUUAUUUCAUCAGUUCUUUUCACUGUUCAAUUGGUUAAGUACAAAUAAUAAAUAGGUCUACUGGUGACAUUAAUAAAUACACAUUUUCUUACUUAAGAAAUUAUUAUCUCAUAAAUAUCGCGCGAGAAUAUAGACAUGUACACACAAAAUCAUUGUUACUUGUGUUGACACUUCUAGGAACAAUUGAGAUUGAUAAUUAGUUGAUUAAUUUGAACUGUUAUCUGUCCAUGUACCAUAUGCGAAUGGCUGGAACUACAACAUGUAAAAGGAUCUUUUAUAUGCUCAUCAUACAAAUUGAAUCUUUUCAAAUAUUCAGUGUCUAACAUAGACUUAGACCCGUUCCUGAUUUAUUGAAAGAGCUUACAAUGCUUGAAUUAAUGUGUACUGCUAAAAAUUAUGCUCCAUUAAUUUGUUUAUAAGUAAAAGCCAAGUAAAAGCUCAUGGUUCUUAUGGUCAAUAUCAUAAACGUAAAACAGGAUAUAAAGGAAGUUGUUCAAGUAUACCUCAAUCUCUUUCCACUUUUAAAGUUUUCAUUAUUCAUCACUAUAGCUUAACUGGUUACACAUAUUUUUUUGUGUGUAAGCAAUGGUUCUUAUACAAAUAUUUGUGGCUUCAAAAAAAUUAUUUAAUCAUUCAAAGGUUCCCAAAGUAAGGGUCGUUAUCAUAUUUUUAAUAGGUUGUGUUAUAUUUUUAAAUAAUAUAAUUUUUAGAUUCUGAAUGGAGCAAUUCUCCGAUUAACAAUGAUGUCACUUUCUGAAAGGAAAUCUGACUGGGGUGGUAUUUUAAGGGCGGUCAUUUUUUGAUUUUCCCAAGAGUUUUCCUAAUAAAUCAUUAAAACAGGAAAAUGUACAAAAUGUAGGCAAUAGUUAUAAAAUAUGACGUCCUUUUUUUCCCCCUGUGUACAAAUUUUCUACCAGAAAAUUGGAUUUAUAUUUGCAAAUGAGAGAGUAUGCAACUAAACUAAUUUCAUAAACGUCUAGAAAUAAAAAUUAAACAAAAUUUAAAUUCCAAAAUGGUUUGUACCAUAAAAAGUUUAGGAACCUCUUCCUUAAACAUUGAUAUCAACAUCAAUAUGGACGUAGUAUUAUCUAUUCCUACAUAACAACUUCAGUUUUUCAGGAAAAGUGGUGAUGAGAACACCAUUAAUCAAGUUGUUAAAUCUAUUGUUUUGAAUCAAAAUAAUAGAUGGCGAGUGAGACGUCAAGAACUACAAUUUAGGCCUCUAGCAAAUAUAACUCAAUAGUUGCUCCUCGCUCAAUCUCUUUACAAACAUCAAUUCUACUGUACUGAAUGUUUAUGUAUUUACAAUUUUUAGACAUGGGCAAAUAAUAUGGCAAAAUCUUCAGAUCCAGCAGUUAGAGAAGUGAAAACUACCGAUUAUACUAAAGUAACAUUUAGUCCCGAUUUAGCAAAAUUUCGCAUGACUACUCUUGAUAAAGAUAUUGUUGAUUUAAUGUCUCGCCGUGCCUAUGAUAUCGCUGCAUCAACUCGUGGAGUAAAAGUUUAUUUAAAUGGCAAAUUACUUCCGGUGAGAUUUAGUUUAGUUAAUUGUUAAUCUUUUAAAAUAAUAUCUACACUACUGCUCUUUUAUAUUUAUUUUCCUAAUCUCCCUUUCCACGCAUCAACAAUAUUAUCAUCUACACACUCUUCCAUAAUAUCAUAAUGUUUUAAAAUUGUGUAAUAUAUUGUAUAGGUAAUUUUUUUCAGAUUAAAAACUUUCAAGACUAUGUAAGUUUGUAUAUCAAAGGUAAGGAAGAUGAUACAGGCAAUCCUUUGAAACUAGUGUAUGAAAAUGCAGGACAACGUUGGGAAGUCGCAGUCACUCUGUCAGACAAUGGUUUUAAACAAGUGUCUUUCGUUAACAGCAUUGCAACAACCAAAGUAAAUUUAAUUAUUAUUAGUAUUUAACCUAUUUAUUAAAUAAAAUUAUUUUUCAUAGGGUGGUAGACACGUGGACUAUGUCACAGAUAUGAUUGUAAAGCAACUAAUAGAUAUUGUAAAAAAACGAAAUAAAGGCGGUAUGGAUUUGAAGAACCAUCAAGUAAAAAAUCAUCUCUGGGUAUUUGUUAAUUGUCUUAUUGUUAAUCCUACAUUUGAUUCUCAAACAAAAGAGCAUAUGACUUUACAAGUAAAGAAUUUUGGAUCAAAAUGUACAUUAACUGAAAAGUUUAUUACUGCUGUAAGUUUAACUAUUAAGUAGGAAAAAUAUUGAGUAUUUAAAAUCUAAUUAUUAAUAUUUUUUAAGGUAUCCAAGUGUGGUGUUGUAGAAGCUGUUUUAAGUUGGGCUAAAUUUAAAGCUCAAACUCAAUUACAAAAACAAAGUGGUAAAAAAGCUAGCAAACUCAAAGGAGUACCUAAACUAGAAGAUGCUAACGAUGCUGGUACUAAAAAUUCAGUAGACUGUACAUUAAUAUUGACUGAAGGAGAUUCAGCUAAAUCAUUAGCAGUUUCUGGGCUUGGUGUAGUUGGACGUGACAAAUUUGGGGUGUUUCCGCUCAGAGGUAAACUAUUAAAUGUCCGUGAAGCCACUCACAAACAAGUAAGUUACUGAAUAAAAUUUGUUUAAUUAAAAUAAUAAUUAUUUUUAUUUAUUAUUUAGAUUUUGGAAAAUGCAGAAAUAAAUAACAUUGUGAAAAUUGUUGGUUUACAAUAUAGGAAGAAAUAUGAAACAAUGGAAGAUCUGAAGUCAUUGAGAUAUGGUAGAUUAAUGAUAAUGACUGAUCAAGAUCAGGUGAAAAUUAAUAAAAAUAUCAGCUAAAUAUUUUAUUUUUUAUUUUUAAUAUUUAUUAUUGGGUUAAGUAAAUUCCUAUUAAUUAUGUGUAUUAUUAUUAUUAUUAUUACUAUUAAGUCAUUAUUUAUUAUCUACAAAUAAUAAUUUUUGAUUUACCAUUUUUCUUUAGGAUGGAUCGCAUAUUAAAGGAUUGAUAAUUAAUUUUAUUCAUCAUAAUUGGCCAUCAUUGUUAAAAUUACCAUUUUUAGAGGAGUUUAUUACGCCUAUUGUUAAAGCCACUAAAGGCAAAGAAGAAAUCUCGUUUUAUUCACUACCUGAAUUUGAAGAAUGGAAAGACGCUACGAGAAAUUGGAAUAAAUAUAGGAUAAAGUACUACAAGGGGUUGGGUACCUCUACUUCUAAAGAGGCUAAAGAAUAUUUUCAAAACAUGAAAAGGCAUAGAAUAUUAUUUAAAUAUGAGGAUAAUAAUGACGAUGAACAUAUUGAAAUGGUAAACUAUUAAAUAGUUAUUAAAAUAUAAAUAAUUUUUUUUUCAUAAAAAUGAAACUUUUAGGCUUUUAGUAAAAAAUGUGUUGAUCAACGUAAAGAAUGGUUAACUAAUUGGAUGGUUGAAAGUAAACGGCGUAAGGAAGCAGGUUUAGCCGAAGAAUAUUUAUAUGAGAAAAAUACCAGGGCUGUUACUUACAAAGAUUUUGUAAAUAAAGAAUUGGUAUUAUUCAGUAAUAUGGAUAACGAACGGUCUAUUGCGUCUGCUAUUGAUGGAUUAAAACCAGGAUCUCGAAAAGUAACAUAAAUCAUUUUUGUAUUUAGUUAAAUCAAUAUAAAUAAAUAGUAAUGAAGGAUUAAAUUAAAUUUGUGUUACUGUAUUGUAGGUAUUGUUUACUUGUCUCAAAAGAAAUGACAAACGUGAAAUAAAAGUUGCUCAGUUGGCUGGUUCAGUUGCUGAACAUUCUGCAUAUCACCAUGGUGAAAUGUCUUUGAUGUCGACAAUUGUUAAUCUAGCACAAAAUUAUGUAGGCAGCAAUAACAUAAACUUACUGCAACCCAUUGGUCAGUUUGGUACCAGACUUCAGGGUGGAAAAGAUGCUGCUAGUGCCAGAUAUAUUUUCACAAUGCUUAGGUAAUUAUGAUUGAUUCUGCAUUUUUCUAUUAAAAUUUAAAGAUCAUUAAGUUUAUUACUUGGUAUAAUAUUUUAGUCCUUUGGCUCGAUUAAUUUUUCAUCCUCACGAUGAUCCUCUGUUGACUUAUAAUCGAGAUGAUAACCAAAAGAUUGAACCGGUUUGGUACAUGCCUAUUAUACCUAUGGUUCUGGUAAAUGGUGCAGAGGGUAUUGGUACUGGAUGGAUGACCAAAAUACCCAAUCAUAAUCCAAGAGAAGUUGUCGAAAACAUAAAACGAAUGAUAAGAGGUGAAGAUCCAGUACCCAUGGUAAUUUAGCUCUUAUUCAGUACUUAAUGUUAUAAAAUAUAAAGUUAAUUUAUGAUUUCAAUUUAAAUAUUUAUUGUCUAUAGAAACCUUGGUAUAAAAACUUUAUUGGACAUAUCGAAAAAAUUUCCGAACAAAAAUUUAUUUCUAGUGGUGAAGUAGGAAUAAUUGGGCACAAUAAAGUAGAAAUUACAGAACUUCCAGUUGGUGUUUGGACUCAAAACUAUAAAGAAAGUGUUUUGGAAUCUAUGAUCACUGAUACUGAAAAGUCUCCUGCUAUUAUUAGGUGAGUAAACAAAAAUUUAUAAAAUUUUAUUUUUAAUUCAUUAUUUUUUUGUCAUCUUUAUUAAUAGUGACUAUAAAGAAUACAAUACUGAUACUACAGUUAAAUUUGUCGUGACUAUGAAUCCAGAAAAACUUCAAAAAGCAGAAAAUGAUGGUGUCCAUAAAUUUUUCAAAUUGCAUUCAUCUCUUGGUUUAACUUCUAUGGUAAAAUUUCAAAUGCAUAUUUUUGUGUUUUUUAUAUUAAGAAUAUCAAUUUUUUAGUGUGCUUUUGACAAAGAUUGUGUGUUAAGAAAAUAUGAAACUACUCAGCAAAUAUUACGUGAAUUUUAUGCUGUCCGAUUAGAGUUUUACGGUAAACGUAAAGAUUAUCUAGAAGGUAUGUUGGGAGCUGAAGCAGCAAAACUAACUAAUCAAGCUAGGUAUGUAAAAUAAAAAGUUGUUUAUUUUUAGUUAAAUUUAAAAUUACCUAUAUUUCUUGAGAUGGUUAUUUGUAAUAAAUGUUACAGAUAGUUUUUUUUUUUUUUUUUGGCUUUUAACUAAAUCUUAAAAUUUGAAUAACAAAAUAAUAAUAAUAGAUUGAGGUUCACACUAUUUUUAUAAUAAAUAUAUUUUAUUUUAUUUUUCUGUGAUAACCAUGUAUAAAUAAAUUGUGGUGUAGGACUAGUUGUCCGUUAACUGGUAGUAUAGUACUACUACAGUACAGCAUUGUACCAGUAAACAAUGAACAAUUUAAAGGUUAGCUAUUUUGACAAAUCGUUCACUUGGGUGAAUGAAUAGUUACUAGUGACCGUUAUACAUUGAAAGGAACAAUAAAUUAUGUUGUUCAUUUAAAUGUUAAUUAGAUCAAACCAUUAAUAGUUCAAUUUGAACUGGCUCAUUCUUAAACACAUCGCUAGUAUAAAUGUUGUUUUCAUAUUUUCUGUUAUUAAUAAUGUAAUCUACUUAUAUAAUUAGUACAAAAUGUUUUUAAUUUAAGAUUUAUUGUGGAAAAAUGUGAUGGAAAUUUACGAAUUGAGAAUCGUAAGAAGACGGAAAUGAUUAAAGAAUUAGUUAAACGGGGUUAUAACAGUGACCCUGUUAAAGCAUGGAAAUUAGUUCAAGAUAGAGAAUCAGUAUUGGUAAUCAAUUUUUAUUUAUUUUAUGCAUACAUUUUUUAAUUUCUUUAAUAAAAUUUGGGCUAAUAUGUGUUAAAAUAAAAUAUGUAUAUUAUAUAUAUAGCUUGAUGAAGCUCAACAAGCUGCAGAAGAAACUGAAGAAGAUGAAACCUCUCCCCCAAGUACUAGUGCCCCUUCCAAAGAUGAUGACAACUUGGAUUACGAUUAUUUACUGGGCAUGUCUUUCUGGCAUUUAACAUUGGAGAAAAAGAAUGAACUGCUAAGAAAAAAAGAUGAAAAAUGUGCAGAACUAGACAUCUUGAAGAAAAAGUCUCCAUCUGAUUUGUGGCUUGAAGAUUUAGAAGUAUUCUUAGAAAAGGUAAUUAUUUUCAAAAAAAUUAUGUAGUUUUGUUUUUCCAAGAUAUUAGCAUUUUAGCUAUCUUUUUUGAUUUCUUUAACCAGAUCAUAUUAAAUAAAAUUCAAGUCUCGAUUUUAAUUUUUAAUUUACAGAAUUAUAGUACAAUCAACUAGAUAUGUAUAGUGUAUACUAUAACUAGUAUAACUUUCAUAAUAUAUUAUAUAAAUAAACAAUAAGUUUUAACUCGUUAAAAAAAUAUAAUAAUCUGUUUGUUCAAAAUAAACUAAAAAGAAAAUCUAAAUAUACAGUUCUAAAAAAAAAUACAUUUUUUUGAAUAAUUAUGAAUUAUUUUCGCAUUACAGUUAAGUGAAGUCGAAGAAAAAGAAAGAUUAGAUGAAUUAGGUGAGGAAUCUGGAAAAAAAGGUUCCAAGGGUGGGAAAUUAGCAAUUGGUGCUAAGAAAAGAACACAGAUGGCUUCUGAUUCUAUGCCUUCUCCUGCUGCAAGACGUAUUAUGCCUGUAAUCGAUGCUGAGAUGUUAAAAAAAGAAGAAAAAAUUAUAGCUGCGAAAGAAAAUAAAGGAAAACGUGCUGAGAAAAAAGUAUGUUUAUUCUGUUAUUAAUUAAAACAAUUAAUUUAAAUGUUUUUGUUUGUUUUAACAAUUAAAGAAAAAAGGUGAAGGUGAAGGAGGUGAAGAUGAACCAAAAAAAGAAAAAAAAGAAAGAAAACCUGCCGCUCCUAAAAAGAAAACAGAUGGUUUAAAACAGACAAAAUUAAAGUUUGAAAAAAAAUUAGUUGAUGACGAUGAAGAGGACGAAGAUGGAAACUUAUCAGAUUCUCCCCCACCUCCUCCAAGAACAGUAUCUAAACGCCAAGCUGGUAAUUUAAUAUGAAUGAAAUAAAAAAUGUUUUAAUAAAAUGUAUGUUUGUUUAUUUUAACUAGCGGCAAAUAUAUCAUUUAAAUAUGAUAGUGGUGAUGAAUACGAACAUAGUGAUGGUGAAAAUAGUCUUAAAACUUCACCAACACAUGAAAUAUUUUCUGACGAGUAAGUUUUGAUUUCAUUUGGAUAAUUGAUUUUGUAUAAUCAUAGUACAGAUAAUUUAAAUUUUUACUACUGAGCAUUCAAUAUUUUGUUUUUAUGCAUAAGUCUAGCAAGUAAUUGAAUUUGUAUUGUAUUCAUAUUUUUAGGUCUAUGUCGGAUGAUGAAUUUGUUCCGAAAAAGAAAAAAGAAUCUCCUAAGAAAGCUGCAAAAAAGCCACCAGCUGCCAAAAAAGAACCCGCUGCUAAAAAAGAACCUGCUGCUAAAAAAGAACCUGCUGUUAAAAAAGCACCUGCCAAAAAGAAUAAUGGUACAGCUAGUAGUAGUAGUGAUAUUGUAACAAUAGAUGGGUCGUCAACAGCCAAACCAAUUGCUGCUAAACGAGCAGCAGCUAAAAAGAAACCGGUGAUUGAAUUCAGUGAUGAAAGCAAUGAUGACAUUUUUUCUGAACCAGAAGAACAAAAAAAACCAAGAGCAGCUGCUAAAAAGAAAACUGUGAUUCUAAGCGAUGGAAGUAAUGAUGAAGAUUCUGAACCAGAAGAACGAAAACCAAGAGCAGCGGCUCUUAAACCUAAACGCAAAUACAGCUCAUCAGAUUCAGAUGAUGCAUUUAAGUCUCAAUCAACUAGCAGUAUGUUUUUUAAAAAAUGUUAUGUUUAUGUUCAGUUUAUGAAAUGUUUGAUCUUUUUUUUGUAGGUAAACCUCAAAAAUCAUUUGAUGACUUAUUUGCCGAACCUUAUCCCAAGAAAACCACAGUUUAUGAUGAUGAUGAUGAUGACGAUGAUUUUAAAAUGUCUGAUCAAUCAGAUGACAAUUUCAUUCCAGGUAAAAAUAUUUUUUUUCCUUUGUGUACUAGCAAGAUUAGUUUAUUUAGUUCUAUAGUUUAAAGUUGAAAUGAACAUUUUUUUAAAUCUUAUCUCUAGAAACUCAAUAACAUACUUAAAUGUGUUUUAAAUUGCUACGUUAUAAAUAAAUAUUUAUUAACUUAGUUAUUUUUUAAGUUUCUUUUCUUUUCAGGAGUAAUUUUUAGGUAAAUGUAUUUAUUUUAUAAAUCACUCAUAUAUUUUAGCUCUACAUAUUGUUUUUAAUAGUCUAUUAUCAAUUUUCAAGAAAUUUGAAAUAUAUUUUAUGUCUGUUUACCUUUACAGCUAUAAUAUUUUAUUAUUUUAUGCUUGACGUUAUUAUUUACGUAAUAUUAUUUUUAAAUUCGUUGUUAAUCACUUGAAUAAUUGAAAGUAUUUUUUACAGUUUUGAGCUAAAAAUCAUUGUUUUUAAAGAAAAUUCCAUCAUUGAAGAAUUAAUAAUUGUUAUUAAAGAUGUUUUGGUUCUAUUUUAUUUUAAUUGAAUAUAAUUUUAAGUGAUUAUUUGAAAAACUAUUUUAGUUAUUCAUGUAUUUGUUUACUUAUGUAAAUUUUAAAAAAAGAAGAUAGAUAAAUAAACUAAAUAUUUUUAGAGGCAUACAGUUUUUGGCUGUAGGACUGUUUGGAAUUAAAUAAUUAAAUAAUUUAGGUUUGUAAGAUAAAUAAAUUUUUACUUUCCUGAACAACUUUGAGGAACUUAUAUAAUUUAAAACAAAUUUUGAUUAUUAAAUACUAAUUAAUAAAAGAAAAAAAUAGUCACUUAUUUAAAAUUAUUCUGAUACUUUUUUCAAUCAGUAUUAUAAAAUUACUAGGGCUUUGACUUGUAGUAUUUGCAUAUUUGUUUUGUAAUAGUCCUAGUAACACCUAAAUAAGUUACAAAUUUGUUUCAGAUAAUCAAGAAGUCAUAUAAAAAUUUAAAAAAAAUUGUUACAUAUUUUAAUGAUUUGACUUUAUUUUGCUAUUUUGAUGAUUUUUAGCACUUUGUUGGUUUUAUCGUCAUUUCAAAGAAGAAAAUUUCUUAUAAAAUUGAUAUUAUAUUUCGGUAAUUGUCAUAAAAAAAAAAAUAAGAUUGACAAAUUAGGUGUUCGUUGCCAUUACUCAGUGAUUCCGUUGAUAUGGAGGUCUCUAUAAAUAAUAUUGUUAAAUGAGUAUUAUCGCAUUUUUUUCAUUCUGCUUGAAACACUAUGAUAUUAAACAAUCGUUACCAGCUGCUGAUAUGAUAUCAGACUUAUAUUUUUGCAUAUUUUAACAUUUUCAGUGCGUAUAUUAGCAUUUACAUGAAUGUUUUUAAGAGCUAAUCAUUGCGCUUAUAACAACUUUCUUUUGGAGCUAUAAGUUACGAGUUAGGUUAUAAAACUAUUUCCUUGAAUAAAGAUAUAAUAAUCUAUGAAAAAUAUAUUUUGUUAUAAUUCUAUAGUGACAGUUAAAAUAAUUUUUCAUAUUAACAAAUAUAUAAAACUGGUAUGAAUAUAGUUAAACGAGUUAAAAUAAAUGUAACAUAACUUUUUGAAAGAAUCCAAUUUAUUUUUAUUUUUUUAAUUUAUUAUGUAUUAGAAAAUAAUUCUUAUAGACAAUACUUGAAUAUAAUUUAACACUAUUUAUUCCAUUCCAAUAUUGUACUCGUCAGUUAUUAAUUCAGUUUUGCUGCUGUUUGUCUCUUCUCCGUAAUGCUCUAAUUCGUUUAUUGCCUUUGCCAGGUUCAUAUUUUCUUCUUCCAUUUCUUUAAUUUUAAGCACCAUAUUUUCAUGUUGGAUUUUUAGUUUUUUUAAUUCUUCCCUCUCGUUAACAAUUUCUGUCAUAUUAGUACGAAUAAAAUCCAAAGGAUCUGUUGGUUUUUCUUUCAAUUCGUAAAGUUUUGCCAAAACAUUUGUUAUAGCUUCAACAACACCCAGUUUAUUUAAAUACUUUUUGAAUUCUUCACGUUUGAUGUUAUUCGAAUCAUUUUCCUGUUCAGACAUUUUUAACAAUUUAAUAAUUAUAAAUUCUUUUUUAAUUUAAUAAAUAUUAUGUUUGUUGUGGUAACCAAGGAUAUUGUAUUGUUAUUAGAAACAUAAAUGCAAAUUGUGUUAAUACUCAGUAAAUAUUUAAAAAAAACAUCCCAGAGUGGCAAAAUUGUGUUGGAGUAAAAUUUCCCCCUUCCAGUCUAGUAUCAUAAUCAUAUUUAUUUUAAAUAAUAAAUAACUGAAAACUAUAGUAUUGCAAUACUAUAAUAUAUUACAAAUAAACUAGUUUCCCUCCAUAAAAAAAAAAUAGGAAAUUAGGGUCUGUAGUCCAUGUUAAAAAAAUACCUUCCCACAACAACAUAAUUUAUAUUAAAUUCAACACAAUUUUUAUAUUUCAAUUGACUUAUUUGACACAAGUUAGUGCUUAUUUGGUCUAGUGGGACUGCUAAAAGUACUAAGAAAAAUUAUAUGUAUAUAUGUAUAACAGACAUUAUUGGCUGCAAUAGUUUUUAUUUUCGUAGUAUACUCGGGAAUACUAGAAAUAUUGUUUUGUAUAGUUAUUAAUGUAAUUUAUAUAUUUUAUUCUUUUAGAAACUAAAAAGAAAUCACGAGCCAAAUCUUCAGCAAGAAAACCUCCUACUAAAAAAAUCAAGGCAAAGUCUCCUUUCUCUUCAGGUUCUGAUUAAAACUUUUAUGUACUUAAGUAAUUCAUACUCAUAUUUAAGCUUUUCAUUUUAUGUUUUUUUUUUUUUUAUUAUUUACUAAAUAGAAAAUUAAGUUAAUGUUAAGUGAAUGUUCAGUAUGUAAUAUUAAAUUUUAACAUUGAAAAAUAAUUUUUACAUUGGAUUAUCUUUUUUGAAAAAUAAUAAUAUUUAAUUUUGUGUUAAACUUGUAAUGAUGUGAUGUAUGUUUGUUGUGAAAUACUCACUGUAUAAACUGUACAAUUAUUGAUUUGAAUAAUGAACUUUCAACAAACCAACCAAUAGUGUUAUGAAAUGAUUGAACGGAGCCAAUCAAUAUGUAUAUUAAUUAACUUAAAUAACUUUAUGUUGUUAUAAAAUAAUGAACAAUACAUUUUUUUUUACGUUUAUUUAUACUUUUAAUAAAACAUUUACAAAAAUAUACGAAUAUCUAUGAUUUAUAAAAACAUGUUAUAUAAUUAAUUAGGAAAUGGAAAUAUUAAAAAGUACGAAAUAACUUAACACUUUGGUAAGUAUUUUCGUAAUGUUUAUGAUGAAUAAAUAAUUGUUAAUAAAAUGUAUCAUUAGAAUUUUAAAAUUAUUUGCAGCCAUAGUAGUAAGACUAUUUCAGUCAAUUAGAUACAUUUUUAUUUUUUAGCUAUAAAAGUCAUAAUUCUAUCGGAAUAAACGAUAUUAUUCAUAAAUAUCAGUAUUACUAAUUUAUAAUAUAUAUACAUUUAUAUUUUUUAAAUUGUUACCUGUUUAGCAUAUAAUGUGUAACGAAAAAUAAAAAAAAAUAAUAAAAAACAUACACCUAAUAUUAAAUUUUGUCCAAUAUUUUAACAUCACGAUUGUCUUUCGGGAUCAUGAGAGAGUCCACUGUUACAAUAAUAUUAUUUUUUUGUUAUUAACUAAAAUUAUUUUUAAUAAUUAAUAUUUACACAUACAAUGAUAAUAUUACAACAUCUAUAUACAGUGUAGUGGAUAGAAUUCAGUAUCUGUGCCCGUGCAUAUGCCUGUCUGAUUGUUUGCCGAUCGAAAACCGAUCACUAUACUCGUCGUGGUCUGAGUGACUGUGAUGCACAGCUUGUGGUGGAUACUUUUCCGUCUUGUAGUGUAUUUCCGGUGUUGUACCGAAGCUCUUUUGCCAGUGGUGCGUCCAAUAGUGGUUCUGCAUCGCCACUUCCUUGGGAGUUUUGGCGUCCCUGCACACCGUUACGCAAUAGAUUAGACUGCCCAUCAGCGUCAGGAAUCCGAAAAUUAAAAAUAUGAUGCCCAACACCCUGGAAAAACACGAAAAUUCAAUAAUAAUUCGAAAACUAUUAUUAGUAAUUAGAUUAGAUGUUGUAGCACGGCCAUAGAUAGAUAGGUAUAGCCGUGAGUUGUUGGCUCACGAUUACACAAUACAUAGUAGGAAUUAAAAGU